GCGCUGCGAUCUGACUGGGGAGACCAUUUCCUCUUCCAGGCCUUCAGAGAGAUCGCCGAGCAGAGAGUCCACGGAGCGUUUCGUUACAGCCCUGUCCCGGACUGGCUCAUUUCCCCGAGACCCGAGCCCGGACGCCCCGCAGACCGAGGAGUCGUCCUCAUGGGAGCGCAUCCCUGAUCUGCAGCAACAUCUGGUCCAACCGCAAAGUGGUCUCGUUUACGCUCCCAUGGUACCUGCUGACCAGUGAGCCCGAGUGUGGACGCCCCCCCCCCCCCCCCCCACCCUGCGUCAUGUCUGGGGUCCAGGUGCCGUGGUCCACUGGCACAGAGUGUGUAGCUAAGUACAACUUCCAGGCCACCAACGAACAGGACCUCCCCUUCGCCAAGGGAGACGUGCUGACCAUCAUCGGAGUCACCAGGGAUCCGAACUGGUACCGAGCGAGGAACACGGGGGCCAGAGAGGGCACCAUCCCGGCCAACUAUGUCCAGAAGAGAGAAGGCGUGAAGUCAGGAGGAAAGCUCAGCCUCAUGCCGUGGUUCCAUGGUAAGAUCACGAGGGAGCAGGCUGAGCGGCUCUUGUACCCCCCGGAGACGGGCCUGUUCCUGGUGAGGGAGAGCACCAACUACCCGGGCGACUACACCCUCUGCGUCAGCUGCGACAGCAAGGUGGAGCACUACCGCAUCAUCUACCACAACGGCAAGCUCAGUAUCGACGAGGAGGAGUUCUUUGGCAACCUCAUGCAGCUCGUGGAGCACUACACCAAAGACGCCGACGGCUUGUGUACCAAGCUGAUCAAGCCCAAGCUGAUGGAGGGAACGGUGGCGGCGCAGGACGAGUUCUCCAGGAGCGGCUGGUCUCUAAACAGGAAAGAGCUGAAACUCAUCCAGACCAUCGGCAAAGGAGAGUUCGGAGACGUCAUGGUUGGAGACUACAGGGGGACCAAGGUGGCGGUGAAGUGCAUCAAGAACGACGCCACGGCGCAGGCCUUCAUCGCUGAGGCCUCCGUCAUGACACAGCUGAGGCACAACAACCUGGUGCAGUUGCUCGGGGUGAUAGUGGAGGAGCGGGGCAGUCUCUACAUCGUCACGGAGUACAUGGCCAAGGGCAGUCUAGUGGACUACUUGCGGUCCAGAGGACGGACCGUCCUGGACGGGGACUGCCUACUCAAGUUCUCCCUUGACGUGUGUGAGGCCAUGGAGUACCUUGAGGCCAACAACUUCGUCCACCGGGACCUGGCGGCGCGCAACGUGCUGGUGUCAGAUGAGCACAUCGCCAAGGUCAGCGACUUCGGUCUGACCAAGGAGGCGUCGUCCACGCAGGACACGGCAAAGCUGCCCGUCAAGUGGACCUCUCCCGAGGCCCUCCGAGAGAAGCGCUUCUCCACCAAGUCGGACGUCUGGAGUUAUGGGAUCUUGCUGUGGGAGAUCUAUUCCUUUGGGCGCGUGCCUUAUCCCAGAAUUCCGCUGAAGGACGUGGUGCCCCGGGUGGAGAAGGGCUAUAAGAUGGACGCCCCUGAGGGCUGCUCGCCGGUGGUGUACGACCUGAUGAAGCAGUGCUGGACCCUGGACGCGGCCGUGCGGCCCAGCUUCCACAUGCUGGGGGAGAAGCUCAAGCACAUCCGGGCCAAGGAGCUGUACCUGUGAGGAGGAGGAGGAGGUGGAGGAGGAGCAGGAGGUGGAGGAGACCGGACGUAGCCCGGCACAGCACUACCUGUAACCACGCUGUUGCCCCGUGGGGACUCCCUCCCUCCCUCCCUCCCUCCCCCCUCUCUCUCUCCCCGGCAAACCCCUGCCUGUUAGCCGUCCCCCCUCUGCUUCCAUUAGCAACGAAGAGACUGUUUUUCCUGUCGGUGUCGUAUAGCUUCAGCCAGGAGGGUGCCCCAAGCUCGGAGAGGGGGUCACCGUGCUUCUCUCUCUCUCUCUCUCUCUCUCUCUCUCUCUCUGUCUCUCUGUCUCUCUGUCUGUGUGCGCGCGCACGCGCAUCACUCUUCUUCACUCACUCCAGGCUGAUCUUCUUUUUGGAUCAAGGUGUUUUUUUUAAGUUGUGCUGCACUCCUCCCUCCUCUUGUGGACACGGCGUUGAAGAUGAGGAGGAGGGGAGGCUGGCCUUUUCUUCCUCCACCACAUGCCCGGGGCCCCUAGCUCUGCCUCCAUCUCCCCCACAGCCCCACGUGCCAAGACAUGCCGCUGCAUGCUUACAAUGUCCCCUACUACAGCUCCCCCCAUGCAGUCCCUCAGUCCAGACACCAUCAACACCCCCUGCGUUGUGUGUGUGUUUGUAUGUCCAGGUGUGUGUGCGUCCAGAUGUGUGUGCGUGUGUGUGCGUCCAGGUGUGUGUCCAGGUGGGGGCCUUCUCGCUGAGCCAAAGUGCCUCCAGUCCAGAGCAUCAGACUUCCCUCGCUCGCCCAUCAGACGAUUCGCUCGUUCCUUUUUUUAAGUUCAUUAUUUUUUAUGGAUCUUUUUUCAUUGUGUUGUUGUUCUUCUGUUGUGUCACGGCUGAUCAGGGACGUUUAUCGAUGAGCUCCCCCCCCCUCCCCCUCUCUAUCCCUUGCUCCUCCCCCGUUAAAGAGAGCAUCCACAGGGAGACAGGGGAGAGAUGGGGGAGGCGUCCCGCCGGCCGCCAUGUUGGAUCCCUGGGGGUGAGGGACGGGGGGGGAAAUACUGUUCACUAAUGCGGUCAAGUCGUUAAAUGUGGGCUUUUUAUAUUAAAAUAUAUUUAAAGGAUUAAAAAAAAAAAACUACUCAAAGUGAACAAGGAAAAGACAAAAAACUGACUGAGAACGGACAUCUGAAGGACUUGGGAGGGGGUGGGGGGGUCCCGGAAGCAGGGGGGGUAUGCUGGGUGACUGUCUCCGGGACGUCCUGGGCGGGUGGUGCAUGCUGAGUGGGGGAGGGCUUGGGUUCAAACGUCAGUGCUUUCAAUGUUCAUUGUUUUAUUAUGCUACCAUGAUUAUGAAUAAAUCAUUCCAUCUGAA
Messenger RNA from Gadus macrocephalus (Pacific cod), 2974 nucleotides. RefSeq names its product tyrosine-protein kinase CSK. Bases 291 to 1643 code for a protein of 450 amino acids. The record is from RefSeq and is a predicted model, not a curated record. Lineage: Eukaryota; Metazoa; Chordata; Actinopteri; Gadiformes; Gadidae. The transcript has 13 exons. Gene Ontology annotation, molecular function: protein tyrosine kinase activity; ATP binding; protein binding. Gene Ontology annotation, biological process: protein phosphorylation; regulation of Fc receptor mediated stimulatory signaling pathway; adherens junction organization.